UGUGACGGCGGUCGACUGCUGUGGUACCUGCGCGACUGCGAUUUCGGCGAAUUUUGGGCCCCGAAAAACUCUAGGAGGAGAGGCAGCGCCAGCGGCCAUGAGCGGCAAGGUGCCGGUUUCGCCCAAGAAGGAGGGCAGUCCCCACAAGAGGCAGAGCCUCACGGGGACCACCGAGGACGACGGAGAGGCAGAGUUCCACUGGGAUGACUACUUGGAGAGCACACAGAGUGAGCCCGUACCGGCCACAGCCUUUGCCCAUGUGGAGCACAGUCUGGAGAGUGGGCUGCGGCCAGGCAUGAAGCUGGAAGUGCCGCUGAGUACCGCCGAUGGUGGCAAUGGCAAUGGUGGUAAUGGUGGCGGUGUCUACUGGCUGGCCUCGGUGGUGACCACGUGUGGCCCGCUGCUGUCCCUGCGCUACUUGGGCUAUGGGGCAGACCGGUCGGCCGACUUCUGGUGCGACGUGGGCACCAACGAGGUGCAUCCGCUCGGCUGGUGUGCCCGAAACCACAAGCCACUCAAGCCACCUCCUGCCAUAGUGGAGAAGCAUUUGGACUGGGAGAAGCUGCUGGCUGAUGAACUGAAGAGUGCUGUCACUGUGCCAUCCUACGUCCUUGAGAUGAAAGGCUCGGCACCCAUUGACCAGAUCCAACCAAACAUGAAACUGCUUGUGCUUGAGGAGGAGAACCCGAUGAAUGGCUGGGCCGCCUCCGUCCUGAAAAACGUGGGUGGUCGCCUGCUUCUGCGCUACGACGGGUGCAACGACCCUCACUGGGACCUGUGGCUCUUUUACCUCUCGCACCGGGUCAAGGCACUCGACACGCCCUCGCACGGUGACCAGAAUUAUCGACCACCACAGUGCAUUGAGAACCUGCACUCUCUGGAUCAGUGGAAGCGCAUACUGCGUGAUUCCAUGGAGGAGGCCCAGAAGUACAACGGAAAGAUCCUGGCCAACAUACUACAGCCACCGGUGCCACUGUCCGAGCACAGCUUUGAAGUCGGCCACAAGGUGGAGCUGCUGAACCCCAUGAGCCGUACGGAGGCCUGCCCUGCCACGGUCAUGGCCACCUUGGGUUCAGGCCAGUGGUUCCUCGUUCAGGUGGACGACCUGCGGCAUCCCACAGAAGCACCUCCUCUGGUUCGGUGCUGCCACGCACGAUCGCAGACUCUGCUGCCGGUCGGCUGGGCCCAGGAGAAUGGGUUGACCCUCCUGGCACCCCCAGGCUACCCGUCCGAGACAUUCAGCUGGGACGAGUACCUCAAGUCUUUCGGUGCUAAAGCGGCGCCGAGGUCGUGUUUCCAUCUCGAAGAAGACAGCCUAGGCUUCGAGCCAAACCAGAAGCUAGAGGUGGUGAACGGCAAGAAUCCCAAUGAGCUGUGUGUUGGAACAGUGGAGCGGGUGUGCCCUCCCCUAGUGUGGGUCCGCCUGGAGGACAGCACCGAGGGCGGCACCAGCGUGGUGCUUCCGCUGCGCUCGCAGCAGCUGUUCCCCGUGGGAUGGUGCGGAUCAAACGGAUGGCCCCUCCGCAAGCCCCGUGACUGGGCCCCUCCCCGACGUACCCCCGCACCGUCGCCGUUGAGGCGUGCAAGCGGCAGUGCAGCGGCACCCUCAUCAUCCACAGCGGCUGCUGACACAACCAGCAAAAAGUCUGGAUCUGUGGAGGCAAAGUCAGGUUGGUGCCCCGCACUGCACCUGAACCACCGGUGCUUCUCGGGCCCACUGCUGUCCAAGGGGCGCCUGGCAGAGCUCCCACGUCAGACGGGGCCAGGUCCCGUGGCGUUGGUGCUGCGCGAGGUGCUGGCACAGCUCAUCGGCGUCGCCUACAAGCCCAGCCGGGUGCUCGCCAUCCUCCAGCUGCGGGGAAGCCCAACACCAGGCAUGCACCAGCAGAUACUCAAGGCCAAGUAUAAGGGAAAGACAUACCGUGCCACGGUGGAGACUGUGCGCAGCAGUGGUGAGGUGGGCGCGUUCUGCCGCGGCAUCUGCGAGAAGCUCGAGUGCUGCCCGAACCUGUUUGGGCCCACGAGCUUCGGCGAGAACUCCUGCCCCAACAAUUGCUCUGGGCUCACCAAGACUAAGUACACCUACCACUUUGUGCGCAAGCGGCACAAACGGCAGAUGGCAAUGCGCAAGGCGAAGCAGGCACGUUCAGAGAGCCCCGCGUCCGGAGCCAAUGGCUCGUCCAGCGGAUCCACGGGUGAACCGUCCGAGCCAAAAAAGAGCCGGCUUGACGUCACGGCAUCCGAACGAGCUACAAGUUCCCAGGAAGUCAGCACUACUUCUGCCACCAGCGCCACCUCUGCUCCUGCUGCUGCUGCUGCCGUAAAGAAGUCGGAGCGACUGUCAAAUCGUCAAGCCCCACGCCCAGCCACUCGCAUUGGACAUCGGCCACCGGGCAGACCACCCGGCCGACCGCCCAAGUCUGCAAACAGGCAGCCUCCUCCGGUUGAGCUGCCGACUGCACGUCCACCGGAAGACCGGCCCGGUGUACGUACGCGGGGUGCGCGGCUGCCGGACUUCAAGACCCUCAACUUGGACCUGCGGUGGCAGAAGCCGCUGCGAGCACGUCUGGUUUCCAACAAGAAACAGCAGCAGCAGCAGGCUUCCCGCUCCGACACUCCGGACUCAUUGUCCUCCGAAGGCACUGCCGAGUCGGUGUCCAGCACACAGCAGCAGCAACUGAGGCACCACAUUCCCCAACUCUGCCUGGACUCCAACCCGGUCGAGUGGAGUGUCAGCGAUGUGGCUCGUUUUGUAUCCGGCACCAACUGCGCUUACCUCGUUCGUGCCCUGCAGGAACAGGAAAUCGAUGGUCAGGCUCUGCUCCUGCUGACUCUUCCCUUGGUUCAAGAGUUCCUCGAACUUCAGCCAGAUCCUGCCAUCCAGUUUUGCCAGUUGCUGGAACGCAUCAAGCUGGCCUUCUACGUCCAGUAUGCCAAGUGAAGUGACACCUCGAGCAUCCAAGAUGAAGGAGCAGUGUGAUUACCGGUGACAUCAUCAGAUUGUGGCAUGUGUCUCGGUUGUUCUAUCUGCUCUUCUGUGAUAGAAGCAGACGAAAAGACUAGGGAGGCUGCCCUGUGUGUGCAUGGUAUGCUGAUAUCAACUAAAUUUAAGUGUGAUGUCUAAGAAUAUUUGAUGGUCAAGUGCUUCCUGUCACACGUGACCAUGUUGGUACUAGCUGGCCAGUGAUGAGCUGUGACAUUGGUGAAGGUACCUGCCUUCCUGGGUGAAAGAAAUCGCUCUACGAUUGUUUGUUUUGCAGUCAUGGCAGUCUCCUGGAUCACCGAGUGAUGAGCAACUGGUGUGGCAUCGUGUAGAAUGUGGUGUUAGCCUGAUAAAAGCUCUGCGAGUGAACAGUGAAGCAUACAAAUUGAGUGAUGCUUCACCAGAAUUUCACUAUGUGGUGAUAGGGCCGACAGUUUUGGCAGGUGCAAUCUGUGAUGCCACGCUUCUGGACUGACAGGGUGUGAAGCCAAUGGCAAAGACUUCUUGCGUCACGUUCCCUGGGGAAUACCACAACGUUUUGAAUGUAAUACUAAUCAUUGCUUUGGACUUGCACUCCAGGGGUGCGAUCUUGUGUGCAUUAUAUAAUAGAGCAUUUGUCCUCGCUGGACACAACUGGCCGAGGCGCACGUAAACAUCAAGAAUGGGGGAGAGGCACACACAACCCAUAUGUGUUGCCGACGAACGUUCCGUUAUAGAGUGCAUACGAAAUCGCACCCCAGGUCUGCUUCUUAUGGUAUAAUAAAAGACCACAUACUUUUUUACGGCGUGUUUCUCGGCCUUACCUCAUUAAAUACCAGAUUAUUCUAAGUCAUAUUACCAAAGGAUUCUCUUCCUACUUUUUAAACCCAAGAAUUUCACUUGUAUUACAUUUUGGUGGGUAUUACAUUCUGAGCUCUUUGGUGUUCACUCUGGGACAAUGGUGGCAUUUUCUAGAAGUGAAAAGAAAAGACAAGAAACCUCAAAGCUGGGCAUUUUGAAUUGAGAAGUGUUGUUAGGAACGUUGUGACUGUGCACAAAUUCAAUUUGUGUUUACUGUGUCUGUAAAUGUAUCGUCCAUGAAUGUUCUUACGAUGAUAUUUUCCCUUGGCGUUGUUACUAGGCGAGCUUGUCAUAUGGGAUGCUUAUUUGAUGUGGCACCUGAGCAAAAUGGCAGCAGAAUCUUUGAAAGGCAAUCCCACAUGUGAAGAGCAAGCAGUGGUUUCCUACAUUAUCUGUUUUAGGCUCUGUGCUGACUUGCCUUGCAUAAUGGAUAUGUCAUGUUGAAAGUGCAGCAGUUGAGGAAAAGUGGCAACUUCACCUGUUUUGGAUUCAGUGGGCAAUUGUGAUUGUAGAGUGGGAGUCUGCAGACCACAAAUGCUCACCUGUUGUAUUCCGCUCAGCGUUAUUUUAAUGAGGUAAGCUGUACUUUGCCUUGUCAUCCCUGUAGAUGUGGUGAAAAAAUGCCUUUGAGCUGUGCAGUAUGCCCUUAAAAUUUGUACAACCUUUAGGGGGCAGUAUCAUUAUACAGCAAUAACCAUCGAUUGUGAAUUUCAGGUGCCAUCAUAUUGGAAAUGCAAUUAGGGUGAUUAAAGUGCUUCUGACAGGAAACUGCAUACCUGCAGUGGUUAUGCACAUCAAAUUGACAUUAAUUGUUGUCGAUUUGAAAAAUGAUGCCCUGAAGGGUAUGCAGCUUUUAGGGGUGUUAAUACGUGGCGCCCAUUUUGAUAGCUCUCACAGGUCGCAGUGCCAUUAACUUUAAUCUAACUACACUAUAAAAAUAUAAGGGCUUGUAGAAUCGCUUUUCAACUCUCUGAUUCUUUGCUGUAGUAAAUUCAAUCACGGCACGAGAAAUCUGCAGAAUAGUUAGAAGACUGGCCUUUACACCUGCAGAAGCCUUUGGUGCAUCCCUUGUUUUUUGAGUGUGUGUGUGAACUAUGUACUUUUGCACAUUUACGCCCUUGGAGGUGUACAGUGCAGGGCUUUGCUCUCAAUCUGGUAGUUGUUCUAGUUUGCAGUGCCAUUAAGUACACUCCAAGAAUGAAAGAGUGUGUGAUGUUUUUCAGCUACAAUUCCGAUGGUUCUCAGACUUCGCAGUAAAUGUGUUCCUUCAUGUUUGACUUGAGAGCUCUGUGUGAGGGAGUUAAAGAAAAUGAGUUAUACUCCCAUGUAAAGGAGUGAACAGUGCUGCCCUUUGUUUGCAGAGUGUGUAUGCUAACGUGUUUUGUUACCCUGCUGUGAGUGUUGCCAAAGCGGUCCAUAAUUGGCCAGUGUGGACAAAUGUGGCUGGAAUACUUUUUUUUUCAGCUUUGCAACUGCCUACACAGUGUUGUGCUUAGUGAUUUAAUGUAGAUUUUUUUUAUAGCAGUGAUUGCAAAUCACAACUGUAAUACCUGGGAUCAAUGUGACAUUGAGGACAAUGGUUGCGAGGGAAACUGCAUUUGCACAGAGUACACUUCAGCAUCAGUUUUAGCAUAGGUUUUCUUUUCGCAUUAUUUAUGGAAUUUUCAUCCUACCUCUUGCUAGGCAGUUAUGCAGUACUAUUAACGAAAGUAUAAAGGUGUAAGCCUAAAUUUGUAUCAAAAUUGUAGAACAUUUGCUACAAAAUAGUACUCACACUUUUUUCUCUUUGCCAGUGGAUGACCUUGUACUCCCAACUGUACAGCAUGUCUGGAAUUCCCUGUGCUAUUUCGUUUAGAAGUAUUUGUUUAGAACGUGUUAACCAACCACUGGCACCACUAAACAUGUAAACCUCUGUGCAGUGUGAAAUGAUGGAGCUUACACCACGACACACUGUGAUGUAGUUGCAUCAGGGUGCCCUGCUUAGCUCUCCUCACUUUCGUCAACUGCCUCUUCUCAGUCAUGGAACUUUGUGCUGUAGCCAGCGUGCUUCAAUUAAGCGAUACCAUCGUGCUGUUUGUGUGUUGUCUAGUAUUCCAGACCAAAUAUUGCUUGAGUGCACAGCUCUCUCUAUUUUUUCACAUUAUGCUGACGCUGUUGACCGGGCCAUUUCGUUGUGGUCCCCCUUACUUAAUGCAAAGCUUGGCCCUAAGGAGUGAGCUUACAGUUCCCUCACCUUGUGACUCGUUUCCAGUGCCUUUGAUUGGUCGCCUAACUUCUGGAUGGAAAUAAGCAACUAAGCUUUUUACGAGAGAAAACUGGCUCCAGAAGAAACGUUAGAACGUGGUUGUCAUUGUCGGGGCCUGUUUAGCCUUGUAGUAGUAGAGCUUUAGCGCUGUGUUACAUAGCAUCGUAAGCCCAGAAGAAUGCUUAUGGGAACGACCAAUCAAAGAUGCUGUCGCCACACAUUCCAGAACAAGAGGGAUGUGAAAGUUUAUAACAUAUCGUGCUUGCACCUUCUCUAAUUCCGGUUGUUGAUAUUUCACUGUGCAACAUGGUGUAUGAGGCGAUUUGCUAGAUGUGUGGACAAGUGAACAACACAACCUGACAAGCACAUGAUGCUGUCGCGAUUAAACUGUCGUUCACUGCCUUGCUGAUUAAGUGCGAAUACCCGGCCAGGCUGGUAAAAGUGCCAAAAGAAAGAGCGAGUUAUUUGCAAUGAUCGCAGACUGGGCAGCUAAAGUUCGAGAUGCACAGAAAUUUGACUAUAUGCACAUUUUUCUUGCUGUCAGUUAAUUAGGAAAAAAAAUGUGUGGUACUGCACUUAACUCCUGCAUACAGUGCAGCUGCUGCUUUACCCUCGUGUAUUGUCAUGCUUGUAGAGACUGUAUAAAGUUCACUAAAGCAUGCUCAGACCUCUGCACGCAAAUGUCUAGAUAACUGAAGAGGCAAGUGGCAUGUUAAUUUUGUGCAGUAAAUUACACAAAAUUCACAGACUACCAUAGGGUGUGACGAAAGAACGCUUAUUUAUCGCCUAUUUUCAGAACAUGACAGUUUCCAUCAUAAUGACAGCUUGAGACUUGAAAUGGCCAAGUUACUCCUAGAAAAUGAGAUGCACCAUUUUAAUGAUGCAGCGGCAUUUGCUGCUUCUGGAAACGUAUCCGAGAGACACAUGUGCAAAGCACUAGCAGUGGCAUUGUCGUAAAUUAAUGAUCCAAUAGUGUGAAAGCUAGACGAUUCCACUUGCCAUUGAACGAGUUGGACCACUAUUUUUCUUGCAGUCAUCGUGUUCUUUGGAAGAUCUUGUGCUUGUCGUCGUCAGUGUGAUUGAAAGCAGACCAGUGGACGUUUUUCACGGGUGUGUUGUAUGCAUGUGUUGUGUGUUUGUGUCGAUCAACUCAUUUAACGUGAGCACGUCAAUCGCUGUCGAUACCAAAGUGCAAGAAUGUUGUUAUCUAUGAUCAAAAGUCUAACGCAUAUGUUAUUUUUCUCUGUGAAUAAA
Rhipicephalus sanguineus (brown dog tick) is the source of this 7322-nucleotide messenger RNA. Its product is annotated as scm-like with four MBT domains protein 2. NCBI's taxonomy places the organism in Eukaryota, Metazoa, Arthropoda, Arachnida, Ixodida, Ixodidae. The transcript has 21 exons. Bases 98 to 2941 code for a protein of 947 amino acids. Gene Ontology annotation, biological process: regulation of DNA-templated transcription. The record is from RefSeq and is a predicted model, not a curated record. Gene Ontology annotation, cellular component: nucleus.